CUCAUAAAAACUUGGGAAAUAAAAUUUUGCUAAUCGCAUCACUUGAUAACCAAGCGGUAUCUUUGUGCUGCGACCGAAUUCAAAUAAUUUUAGUUAUGUUAAAAUAUUGAAAAGAUUCAGCAUCAAAUAAUGAAGAAAGACGUCUCAACUCAAGAGUUGGGCAAGGCCAAUGAAGAUGGUGAUUCAGCCGACCAAACCGAUAGUAACAUUACAAACAUCUCAAAAAGCUUCGCGGAGAGCACCACCUUACAUGGAGUGUCCAAGGUAUUUGGGAGCAGGAGCAACGUAAGGAAAUGUAUUUGGGGGUUGAUUUUCAUCGGCAGUGUUAUCGGGUUCAUAGCUCAAUCAGUUACAUUAUUCGUGAGGUAUUUGGAUUAUCCUAAUGAUGUCAGCGUGGGGAUCAUAAAUCCGAAUUACCUGGAGUUCCCUGCCGUGACGAUCUGUAACCACAAUGCAAUGAAAUUAUCUAAAUUGAAAGACACACGUUUUCAGGAAUUUGUAGAUCUUCAAUCUCAGUUUAAUAGUAAAAAGGUAAAACCAUCAACACAAACGCCAGUCAGCACACCAUCUCCCGAUUGGACGGAUUCACUGACAACAUCAGCUGCAGAUGGUUUCACAUCUGCAACCUCUAAAUUUGACAAGUUUAUUCGAAUCCUCUCAGACAUCAGACCCCGGUGAUGUACUGGAAAUUAUUAAUCCAACACAAGAGGAAAUACGAGAGUAUGGGUAUACAGUGGAGGAAUUUAUCAGGCAAUGCAGUUUUGAUAAAUUGUUGUGUGAUAUAAGUGAUUUUAAGAGUUUUCAAGACCCGAAGUUUGGGAACUGUUUCACGUACAAUCAAGGGAGUGGAGAUGAUGUUAUCAAAACUUCGCAUUUUGGAACAAAUUAUGGAUUACGAUUGACGUUGGAUCUAGCAGACUCUGAAUAUAUUGGUGCACUGACGCAUGACAUAGGAGCCUGGGUGAUCAUCCAUCCUGCAAACGUAACCGCCCUCCCCAUGCAUCAGGGUUUCAGCGUUUCCCCUGGGAUGUUAACCCAAAUUGGCACACGUUUGGUAAGUGAUUGAGAGAAACCAAGACAAAGACAAAGGGUCUUUCAUUAGAAUAUUCUCUUGUAUGGAGGAGCAAGAUUGUAACGUGACACAACAUGAAGACAGUUGUAACUGUCCCCCACGCUGUCUGGACAUAUCAUACAAUACCAGGAUUACAACAGCGGCAUGGCCAAGCCCAGCGUACUUGCCAAUCUUAAUGACGGACAUGGGGUUAACUGUUAACAAGGACACCGUCGAACAAUUUAAGAACAAAGUCACGCAAAGUGUUGUCCGUUUACAUAUUUACUUUGAAGAGCUGAACUAUCAGACCAUAAAAGAGUCGCCUAGUUAUCCA
Molecule: messenger RNA, 1385 nt
Organism: Owenia fusiformis
Lineage: Eukaryota; Metazoa; Annelida; Polychaeta; Sabellida; Oweniidae
Source: the annotation of a GenBank genome assembly